UCCAGUUGCAGUGUUGGUUCAGAGCUUAUUUCGCGAUGUUCAUCUUGGGCGCCAUUGUAACGAUCGGUCUCCUCCUACUGUGGAUCGUCCUGUACGAAUUCUAUCUCCGAUCGUUGCCAAGUUAUAAAGCAGCGGCCCACUUUCCCGGUUAUCGUAUCUAUCCGAUAGUGCAGAACGUUUUCGUUGCUCUGUUCAAAAGUCAAACCGGGAGCUUCACCGAGGCUCGCCGAUGGGCCAAGGAACACAAUGGCCAGAGCUAUCGGUUUCUGAUUAGGGGCGUUCUCAUUCUGCAGGCAAUUCGGUACAAGGAAGUCGAGAUGUUGUUGUCAAGUUCCAAACUAAUCCAGAAAAGUCCACUGUAUAAAGUGACCGUACCGUUCAUAGGGAAAGGUCUCCUCAACAGCAGUGGAGCAAAGUGGCAUCACAGGAGAAGAAUUUUGACUCCGACUUUUCAUUUCAACAUUCUUCAGAGUUUUCUGCAAACAUUUCACGAUGAGUGCGCUAAACUGAUAACGCACUUGCAUGUAGCCGCUGAUUGUGACGCCAUCACCGCGUUACAGCCCCUAUCGACAAAAGUGACACUAAAUACAAUCUGUGAAACUGCAAUGGGAGUUAAGUUGGAUACGGCCGAAAUGGCAGAUGAGUAUAAACACAACAUACGCGAGAUUGGAAAGAUGGUUCAACAUCGAAUAAUGAAUCCGUUACUGUUCGAAGAUUUCAUUUACAAAGUAUUGGGAUAUCAAACUAAAUUUGAAAGAAUUCUAGAACCAAUACACGAAUUCACCAGAAAUAUUAUCAAACAACGCCGAGACUUAUUCCAUGAAAACGCUGAAGAUAUGAAAACUGAUCCAGACGAAAAUAUGUAUAUGAAUUUAAAACAGAGAUACGCUAUGUUGGACACUCUACUUUCGGCGGAAGCUAAGAAUCAAAUUGAUGCUAAAGGGAUUCAAGAAGAGGUUGACACCUUCACCUUCGAGGGACACGAUACUACAGCUAGCGCUUUCGUGUUUACUUUUCUUUUGAUAGCCAAUCACCCAAAUAUUCAGGAACGAUUGGUUGAGGAAUUGAAACAAGUGAUAAACAGCCGCCCGGAACCAAAUACCCCGUUGACGCUUCAAAACUACAACGAUCUUAAAUAUAUGGAGCGUGUGAUCAAGGAAUCGCUUCGAAUUUAUCCACCCGUUCCAUUUAUUUCCAGACUGAUUACUGAAGACGUUCGCUACGAUGGGAAAACAGUUCCGAAGGGUUCCAUAAUGAAUAUCGAGAUUUACGAUCUCCACCGGGACCGGGAACAAUUUCCUGACCCCGAACGAUUCGAUCCCGAUCGCUUUCUACCGGAACAGUCGGCAAAAAGGAAUCCUUAUGCAUAUGCUCCGUUCAGUGCCGGACCGAGAAACUGUAUCGGUCAACGCUACGCAGUGCUCGAGUUAAAAGCAAUUUUGGUUUCUGUUCUACGGGAGUUUCGCGUUCUUCCAGUAACCAAGCGAGAGGACGUUGUUUUCAUUGCAGACAUGGUUCUCCGUUCCAGAGAUCCGAUUCAAGUAAAGUUUGAACGCCGGAUCUAAUGUACAAAACGUUACUUGGAGACGAGACAUAGCGUUAAAAUGCGCACGAGUAGUUCUCAGCUCUUCUAUUAUUUUAAAUUUUUUUUUGUUUAAUCUAUUUACUGUAAACUCUAUAUAUUGUUGUAGUACUAUCAUAAUGUGAGGUUGAUUUGUAUACACUAUUGAAUUAAUUGAAGAGUACAUAAAUUUUAGAAUAU
Molecule: messenger RNA, 1762 nt
Organism: Malaya genurostris
Lineage: Eukaryota; Metazoa; Arthropoda; Insecta; Diptera; Culicidae
Product: probable cytochrome P450 4ac1
Exons: 4
Coding region: 36-1565 (509 amino acids)
Molecular function (GO): heme binding; oxidoreductase activity, acting on paired donors, with incorporation or reduction of molecular oxygen; iron ion binding
Source: RefSeq, a predicted model, not a curated record